UCUCUCUUCACAGAGUACGUUCAACUGAUUCCGCUUCCCAGUAGAGCUGACGCUGCGAAUAAUUUUGUUGGAAGUCAGGCAAUUGUAAGUGGUUGGGGAUUCAUUUAUGCUGAUAGCAACGAUAUAAGCGAAGUACUGCGAUAUGUCAAUGUUCCCAUUGUACAAAACAAUGUGUGUAGAAUACAGCUUGGUCCUGCCAUUACAAACUCAAACAUUUGUUCUGGGGGAGAUGACAUUAAAGGCACUUGUUUUGGAGAUUCUGGUGGACCUCUGGUCGUCAAUGGGAAAUUGGUUGGUGUAGCUUCAUUCAUAGGUAAUCCUGAUUGUCAAGCCGGCGAUCCAAGCGCCUUCACAAGAGUAACACCAUACUUAAGUUGGAUUGCAGCAAACAGUGAUGCUGUUAUUUCUUAAACAUUCCUUAAAUAACCGAUUUGUGCAAUGAAGUAAAUAUUGCAAAU
Molecule: messenger RNA, 458 nt
Organism: Agrilus planipennis (emerald ash borer)
Lineage: Eukaryota; Metazoa; Arthropoda; Insecta; Coleoptera; Buprestidae
Product: collagenase-like
Exons: 2
Biological process (GO): proteolysis
Molecular function (GO): serine-type endopeptidase activity
Source: RefSeq, a predicted model, not a curated record